Leptidea sinapis is the source of this 2587-nucleotide messenger RNA. Its product is annotated as glucose dehydrogenase [FAD, quinone]-like. The record is from RefSeq and is a predicted model, not a curated record. The coding region runs from base 12 to 2531 and encodes 839 amino acids. The transcript is spliced from 3 exons. Gene Ontology annotation, molecular function: oxidoreductase activity, acting on CH-OH group of donors; flavin adenine dinucleotide binding. Lineage: Eukaryota; Metazoa; Arthropoda; Insecta; Lepidoptera; Pieridae.
UUAGUGUACAUAUGUCAUUGAGUUCAAUACUUCAAAGAAUGGCAACCCAGGGAGUGUUAUCAAUUAAACCGAUAGUGACAAGUACAAGAAUUAUAUUUGGACUAUUGCCUGGCCUCGGGGCGUUAAUAGUACUUCGCAUGGCAAUUCAUUUAUAUCGCCCUGAUAUAGAAGACGCCGAAAAUCGGGUGAGAGAUCAUCCAUUUGAUAAAUUGUACGAUUGCUACGACUUCAUCAUAGUGGGUGGAGGUUCUGCCGGGUCUGUUCUCGCCAAUCGUCUCUCAGAAAACCCAGAAUGGAAUAUACUUUUGCUAGAAGCUGGCCAAGAUGAAAAUGUUUUGUCCGAUGUACCGGUAUUAUUCCCUACACUUCAAACAUCUGCCAUUGACUGGCAAUUUGUCACCGAACCAAGUGAAAAAUAUUGUUUAAGCAUGAUCGAAAGCAGAUGUAAAUGGCCUCGAGGGAAAGUUCUUGGUGGAUCGAGCGCAUUAAACGCUAUGUUGUACAUUAGAGGAAACAGACGCGAUUACGACAACUGGGCAAACUUGGGAAACCCAGGAUGGUCAUAUGAUGAAGUUUUACAGUAUUUUCUUAAGGCAGAAGAUAUGAGAAUCCCUGAAUACCAAAAUGAUCCGUACCAUUCAGUAGGUGGCCCGUUGACAGUAGAGAACUUCAGGUAUGAACAACCAAUCACAAGAAAAAUUUUAGAAGCUGCUGAAGAACUAGGAUAUGAGUUAGUAGAUGUAAACGGUAAAUAUCAAACAGGAUUCACCAGAUCUCAUGCAACUGUACGAGAUGGACUUCGAUGUAGCACAGCAAAGGCCUAUUUACGGCCUGCGGCGAAAAGACCAAAUCUUCAUGUGAGUGUACACUCAUUGGUUGAGAAAAUUCUAAUAGACGAAAAUAAAAAAGCUUACGGUGUAAAAUUUACCAAACACAAAGAAACUCGAAUCAUAAAGGCUUCAAAAGAAGUAAUUCUAUCAGCAGGAUCCAUUCAAUCACCUCAACUGUUGAUGUUAUCAGGUAUUGGAGAUAGUAAUGAUUUAAAAGAAUUAGGAAUAUAUCCUAUUAAAAUUCUGUCUGGUGUAGGAAAAAAUUUGCAAGAUCAUAUAGCCAUGGGUGGGCAUUCAUUUCUAUUUGACAAUCCAUACACGAAUGGUUCAGAAUACUGCUUUAAUCUGAACUCAGUAUUUAAUAUAGGAACAUUAAUGGACUUUACACUUCACAAGAAGGGUGAGCUGUACAGCAUGAUGGAAGCCGAGGCAAUGGCAUUUAUAAACACCAAAUACCAAGAUCCAUCGGAAGACUAUCCUGACAUUCAAUUGUUUAUUGCUCCGACUGCAGACAACAUGGAUGGAGGUAUAUUUGGCAAACGAGCUAAUGGUUUGACAGAUGAAGUCUAUUCUGAAUUAUACGAGGAUAUUUUGUACCAGUCAUCAUUUUCAAUAGUGCCUUUAUUGCUUAGACCAAAAAGUAGAGGAUUUAUAAAACUAAAGGACGCGUCUCCAUAUUCACCACCGCUUAUUUAUCCAAAUUACUUUUCUGAACCUCAAGAUAUUUUAACACUGAUGGAAGGAGCAAGGUUGGUCCAGGAUUUAAUAAGCCAACCAGCACUCCAAGAGUUGAAUACAAGACCGAACCCUCGUCGUAACCCAGGCUGUUCUGAGCACGCUCUCAUGUCAGACGAACAUCUGGAGUGCCAAGCUAGGCAUCACAGCUUAACGAUAUACCAUCCUGUCGGCACAUGCGCGAUGGGGCCCACUGACAACCUUGAAGCUGUUGUAGAUUCAAAAUUGAGGGUUUACGGCAUCACGAACCUUCGUGUGGUCGACGGCAGUAUCAUGCCGACAAUAGUCAGCGGCAACACAAACGCUCCUAUAAUAAUGAUCGCAGAGAAAGCUGCAGAUAUGAUCAAACAGGACUGGGACGGUGUCACUGAAGAUAACCCUUGCACUUCUGACUUUUACCUCAGACAAGCACAAGAUCCAAUACCAACAGACGAAGACAAAUCUACAAUUAAUAAUCCACCAGACAUAUUCGCCGAAAUGAAGAGUCUAUUCUCUAAUUUACCUGAAGAUCAACCAUUGAAUCAAAAUAUUAAUCUAACAAGAAUGAGAGAUCAUUUAAAACCUGCAUUCGAUGGCGCCCAAACUACCAGAGUGAAAGAAAAUCCAUAUAAUGUUGCUAAAUCACGAAAAACGAAACAUUCCAAGCAUAAGUCGACAUAUUCCCCGGUUUAUACGAGUCGUCCCGUAUCUGGCUAUUGGACGGAUCCUGCUACGAAUGUUGCCAAUGUACCAUAUUAUCACGUUAAUUACUUUCCUCCUCAAAUACUCGGCUACCCUUAUUAUAAUGCGAUUCCGCCAGUUCAGUUCGAUAGCGAUUAUAGCCAGCUUCACCAUGACUCUAUUCUGCCUUCAUACGUAUACAACCAGAACAAAGAAAGGAAAACUUUGAAUGACCAAUCGAGCGGCGAUAAUAAAUGUAAAGUUUGGCUUCAUAAAAAUGGAAGAAACUAUGAAGUCGAGCUUUGAUCACAUUUUCACAUAGUGUAUGUUACAUAUAUAUGUAUAGUGUAUAACUGUUGUAU